Molecule: messenger RNA, 1888 nt
Organism: Gorilla gorilla gorilla (western lowland gorilla)
Lineage: Eukaryota; Metazoa; Chordata; Mammalia; Primates; Hominidae
Gene: GLRA1
Product: glycine receptor alpha 1
Exons: 9
Coding region: 331-1704 (457 amino acids)
Biological process (GO): chloride transport; monoatomic ion transmembrane transport
Cellular component (GO): plasma membrane; postsynaptic membrane
Molecular function (GO): transmitter-gated monoatomic ion channel activity; transmembrane signaling receptor activity; glycine binding
Source: RefSeq, a predicted model, not a curated record
AUAUACCCACCCCCAAACGUGCCUCCCCAGCGCCGCAGGGAGCCAACAGACACGCUGGAGUUUAACAAACAGCAAUACUCUUCGCGCUCCUGAAAAGCAGGUCUGGACGCUCUCCGUGGUGCUGAAACGCCUCGCAGCCGCCGCUGUCCGUGGUAUCUACGGCCCCCUCGCUCCAAUUUCCCCUGGGGCUCUCCCUCCGCGCCCCUGUUCCCCGCCUCCCUUUAACAUCUGGAUUAUUUUUUGCAAUAGCGCUUUCUGGUUUUGUAAGUGCCAAUCUGAAACAUUUUUGCCCCCAUAACUCGUGGACUACAAAGCACAAGGACCUGAAAAAUGUACAGCUUCAAUACUCUUCGACUCUACCUUUGGGAGACCAUUGUAUUCUUCAGCCUUGCUGCUUCUAAGGAGGCUGAAGCUGCUCGCUCCGCACCCAAGCCUAUGUCACCCUCGGAUUUCCUGGAUAAGCUAAUGGGGAGAACCUCCGGAUAUGAUGCCAGGAUCAGGCCCAAUUUUAAAGGCCCCCCAGUGAACGUGAGCUGCAACAUUUUCAUCAACAGCUUUGGUUCCAUUGCUGAGACAACCAUGGACUAUAGGGUCAACAUCUUCCUGCGGCAGCAAUGGAACGACCCCCGCCUGGCCUAUAAUGAAUACCCUGACGACUCUCUGGACCUGGACCCAUCCAUGCUGGACUCCAUCUGGAAACCUGACCUGUUCUUUGCCAACGAGAAGGGGGCCCACUUCCAUGAGAUCACCACAGACAACAAAUUGCUAAGGAUCUCCCGGAAUGGGAAUGUCCUCUACAGCAUCAGAAUCACCCUGACACUGGCCUGCCCCAUGGACUUGAAGAAUUUCCCCAUGGAUGUCCAGACAUGUAUCAUGCAACUGGAAAGCUUUGGAUAUACGAUGAAUGACCUCAUCUUUGAGUGGCAGGAACAGGGAGCCGUGCAGGUAGCAGAUGGACUAACUCUGCCCCAGUUUAUCUUGAAGGAAGAGAAGGACUUGAGAUACUGCACCAAGCACUACAACACAGGUAAAUUCACCUGCAUUGAGGCCCGGUUCCACCUGGAGCGGCAGAUGGGUUACUACCUGAUUCAGAUGUACAUUCCCAGCCUGCUCAUUGUCAUCCUCUCGUGGAUCUCCUUCUGGAUCAACAUGGAUGCUGCACCUGCUCGUGUGGGCCUAGGCAUCACCACUGUGCUCACCAUGACCACCCAGAGCUCCGGCUCUCGAGCAUCUCUGCCCAAGGUGUCCUAUGUGAAAGCCAUUGACAUUUGGAUGGCAGUUUGCCUGCUCUUUGUGUUCUCAGCCCUAUUAGAAUAUGCUGCCGUUAACUUUGUGUCUCGGCAACAUAAGGAGCUGCUCCGAUUCAGGAGGAAGCGGAGACAUCACAAGAGCCCCAUGUUGAAUCUAUUCCAGGAGGAUGAAGCUGGAGAAGGCCGCUUUAACUUCUCUGCCUAUGGGAUGGGCCCAGCCUGUCUACAGGCCAAGGACGGCAUCUCAGUCAAGGGCGCCAACAACAGUAACACCACCAACCCCCCUCCUGCACCAUCUAAGUCCCCAGAGGAGAUGCGAAAACUCUUCAUUCAGAGGGCCAAGAAGAUCGACAAAAUAUCCCGCAUUGGCUUCCCCAUGGCCUUCCUGAUUUUCAACAUGUUCUACUGGAUCAUCUACAAGAUUGUCCGUAGAGAGGACGUCCACAACCAGUGAAGGGUCUGAAAGGUUGGGGGAGGCUGGGAGAGGGGAACGUGGGAAUAGCACAGGAAUCUGAGAGACUAAGGAAGAGAAGGGGAAGAGAGGGAGGGGGCACACUUACACAACUCUCUCUGCAAUAUGUGCAAUAGCAAAAUGCAGUGAUGCAUGAAUUUUACAAUGUGGCACUAUUUAACCUCGG